This is a messenger RNA of Brugia pahangi, 1587 nucleotides long. NCBI's taxonomy places the organism in Eukaryota, Metazoa, Nematoda, Chromadorea, Rhabditida, Onchocercidae. The record is from the annotation of a GenBank genome assembly.
AUGGCUCGUGCAACGCUUACCGAGCUUUUACCUUCCAUAUCAUUACCGGAAAUGGCUACGGCCACAUAUCCGGCAGACACAACUGAUCCCGAUGAUCAUGUUGAUAACGACAGUGAUCUGUUGUACUUGUACGACCGGAUUACCGGUUCAGAACAGUCACCGGUAUUUGUCGCCGCUGAUCUGAAUAUCUUACCGCUUCAGCUAAUUACCGACAAGGAUGAUUCGAAAAGUGAGCUGUUGCGAGAAAUCCGCCAACUGAAACGGUUUAUCCAGGAUGCUCUCAACGGACGCGUUGAUGAACCAUCAAUAAACCAAGCUGAUAGUGGUGUACAAACAAUAUGUGAGAGACAGCCAGAUUGUGACCUUCAUGAUCAAUCAUCAUCUGGUUAUUGUUUAACAUCACCAAAAUCAAGCUUCAAAUCAGCCACCAAUGCCUCUACAUCAUCACCAGAAUUACCAGCAUCAACAAGUUCAAUAAGUAGUACACCAUGUUCAUCAUUAAUUCCAACAACGAUGGCAUCACCUGCUUCACCUUAUCCGGAAAAUAAUCAAAGUAUUAUUGGUUUAAAUAAUAGUAUGCUUGAUAGUACACUUGCAUUAAAUGAUAAUGGUAGCCUAAGCAAUGGUGGUAGUAAUCAGGAUAGUACUAGUACGACCACUACCAUAGCUAGCACCACCAAUAAUUAUAAUCGACGUAAACGUGAUGGUAGUGGUAAUCGUCUUGAUGCUAUGAUUCGUAAAUUAGCUAGUCGUCAAAAAGAAAAAGAAGCUGCUGCAGCUGCAAUAUUAGCUAAUGGAUCAUCUGGUAUAUCCAUGUGUUCCGGAUUAAUCACAUCAACAAUCUCAUCAUCAUCAUCAUCAUCUUGCUCAUCAUCAUCAUCAUCAUCAUUAUUACCAUUAUCAUCAUCAUUAUCAUCAUCCAUUACCAUUACUACUACUACUGCAAGCUUAGUAGUACCACCGGAACAAUUAACACCACCGGCUAAGGCUAUUUGGCAUACACAAAUGAUUGAUCCGGUUGCAUAUGUCAGUAUGCUUCGUACAAUGUCCGGUGCUGCUGCUGCAGCGGCGGCGGUAACUGCUAUUUCGUCACCCUCAUCAAUCUUUCCAUCAAUCAACAAAACGAUGCAAAAUGAUCAUCGUUCCAAGAACGAUUCCGUAACGGAAUUUGGUGAUAGUUUAGAAGAUGGAAGUAUUGAAUUGGCUGAAAAGAAUUCAAAUGAAUCAAGUCCUUCACCAAGCGAUUCAUCCAAUAAUGUAGAUGAUACCACGUAUACUGCUGCUGAUCUCGCAGAGAAACCAUUCACAUGUGAACAUACCAGUUGUCAUAAGCGAUUUGCAAAUAAAUUUUUAUUGAAGAAGCAUCAAUUUAUACAUACCGGAUUACGGCCUCAUUGUUGUCCAUUCUGUGGCAAAAGGUUCAACAGAAAAGAUAAUUUAUUACGCCAUAAGAAAACACAUAUUGCUAAUGCUUUGGGUACGGACAUAACAAGCGCAUUAAGCAGCGAUGAUUUUUUGCUACGCUUGGGCGCUGAUAAACCAACAAUUAAGCUUGACAAUGAGCAAGAAGAGGAGAGCGAAAUUUGA